Messenger RNA from Lasiodiplodia theobromae, 447 nucleotides. RefSeq lists its product as uncharacterized. The transcript is spliced from 2 exons. NCBI's taxonomy places the organism in Eukaryota, Fungi, Ascomycota, Dothideomycetes, Botryosphaeriales, Botryosphaeriaceae. Bases 1 to 447 code for a protein of 148 amino acids. The record is from RefSeq and is a predicted model, not a curated record.
AUGGCUUCCGACGAAGAUUAUGCCGCCUUCCUGGCCAAGGCCAACCAGGACACGGGCGCAGCGCCCUCGACUCAGUCCAUCAAGACCAAGGCGGUAGAUGCCGAGGUGCCGCAUGUCCUCCUGCAGGUCGAAGAAUACUACAUAUCCGAUGCCGACGAGCCGUUCGAGCCCGUCAGCCUCAAGUGGGAUUCUGACUCGAUGCCGUCCAAAGGUGAAUUCGCCAAGCUUAUUGGACACGGGUCGGACGCAUCCAGCCUCAGCCAAAACGAAUUCGACCCAAAGGGUCAGUACGCGAAGGUGCUGGACGUGGUGAAGCAGGCUGGAAGCCAGGAUGUUGCUAUUUUCCGAGUGCAGCAUGGCUCUACGAGGGCGGAAUUGUACGUGGUCAGCCUGGACAAGAAGGGCGGGAGGAUCGUGGGCUUGAAGGCAGUGGCAAUCGAGUCCUGA